UUGAUUGAGUACACGCGCGAAGUCGCGUCCCAGGUAGCGCAGGCGGGGCUGACCGUGAUUUCCGGCGCUGCAAAGGGCGUGGACAGAACCGCGAUGAACGCAGCUUUGGAAACCGGCGGCCAAGUCGUGGGCGUGCUGGCAGGGGACCUUGAGCGCACGGUCAUGAAUCGGGAGUAUCGCGACUUGCUGGUUGCGGAGCGGCUCGUUCUGCUCUCGCCGUACGAACCGAGCUCAGGCUUCAACGUCGGGCAUGCGAUGCAACGAAACAAGGUAAUCUACGGGUUGGCUGACGCGGGCUUGGUGGUAAACGCCGUCGUGAACCGGGGAGGCACCUGGGCCGGAGCUGUCGAGCAGUUGCGGAAGUACGCGGUACCCGUUUUCGUGCGUUCGACGGGCGAUCCGUCCGAGGGUCUUGAGGCACUGAAGGUGCGCGGCGCCAGGCCAUGGCCAAAUCCGAACAGUGCGAGUGGAAUCAAGGAGGUUCUGCGCCUGGACUCGGCUCAGGACUUUCGGACCAUGACGGGCGUGUUGGUCCGUACUCAGGAACAUCACGAAGUGGCAAGUCCGGAUUGUUCCAUGGACACGGGACUGCCGACGAACGACGUAUCCCCUGACCGUGUGAACGCCACCACGAACUACGCUGAGGAGUUAUAUCGAAUGGUGCGGUCUUGGGCGCCACGCAUCUGUGCCCAACCCAAGAAGCCUCGGAGGUCGCAGGAGAGUUGGGAGUCAGCCAGCCUACAGCGAAUGCAUGGAUACAGCGACUCGUCGAAGAGGGAGCACCAUAGAGAAGCGCGCCAGGCCCGUCGUUACGUUGCACCGCAGCAAGAGCUGUUUGAGCAUGUUCCGACUCAACAAGGGUAG
Molecule: messenger RNA, 864 nt
Organism: Geodia barretti
Lineage: Eukaryota; Metazoa; Porifera; Demospongiae; Tetractinellida; Geodiidae
Source: the annotation of a GenBank genome assembly